AUGCCUUCCAGGCCACGUGAGGAAAGUGACCAAGAUCCACUGGAAGACGAGGUCCAGAGACUCAGCGCAUUUCUGGCUCGCACCGGCUUGGCGCCAGCGGCGCCUGUCGUGUCCAAUGCGGAAAUGGUUGCCGUGACUCCGUCAGCUGCUGACAGUGAGCAGGUGGACAGCAUGCGGGUGGAUAUCCUCGACAUUCACGUGCAUGUUGGUGAUCACUGUUUAGCGAGCGUCAUCUUGUGGAAUGAGGGCUUGCCGAUUAGGCAUUUCUUGGCGAGUGUGCGCUCCUUCAAGCCAAGUGCGCAAGCCGUGGCAUGGACCACCAAGCGCUUGGGGCAUUACGUGGCUCAGAAAUGGAUGAAGCAUGAAUUCAAGUUGAAGGAUGGCUCUGGCACUGUGGUGCCUCCUGUGUCUGCCCUUAGUGAGGAUGACAUUGAGCAACUCAAGGGCGUCCCUGGUGUAUAUGAAGCGUACAAGGGGGCCCAGAAUUUGAGCUUCAAAGUCUGCGCUGUGUCUGGCUCAGACAUCGUCAUUUCCCCUACAGCAUUGGCCGAGUUUAGCGCAGCGCCCCCCAGUGUGAAAGCUGACCUGGAGGAGUUGGUUGCACACCAUGGUCGCUCUUAUGCUGAGAUGCUCAAAGGUCGUUUGACGCCGCUCCCACAUGUUGCCCCUGCAGAGCGAGGCGGAGGUCAGGUGGGCAUGGACGACCCUCGGGUUGACCCAACAGAUGAGACCCCUCUUCCUUCGACUGUGGCCGAGGAACUUCCUUCGAUCGAGAGUGAACAGGCGUUGCGCACAAGUCACGUCAUCACGGUGGAUUGCAAGUCCUUUGAUGAGAAAAAGGUCAUUUUGCUGAUUUCCAACAAGGGGGACGUAUUUCUGUGCUGCAAGGACUGGGCCUGCAAGUCAGCACUGCGCAAGGAUCUCAUGGAGGUCUCCACCAGCACAGCUGACACAGAGGACAGCAACAGCAAGCUCAAGAAGGGCACCUUUUACAUGAUUGCGAAGGACUUGUUGAAGGCCACAGCAGCGCAGAAGCCGCUGCUGAUUGUGAAUCGUGACUUGAAGCUUGAAGCCGGCAAGCCUGAUUCGCAGAAGAAGAUGUCUCUGGCGCUGUCAGCGCGUGCCAUGCAUUGGCAAUUGCGCCCAGACGAUGAUGAUGGCCCAGCUCAGAGCGUGGAAGAGCUGAGUGCCAGCGAUGGCCCUGUCAAGCGCCCUGCAGAAGUGGCCAAGAAGAACGAUGUAAAGACCGCUUUUGGCACUACUGCCGUGACAGUGGAACAGACACAGAGCAUUCCGAACAGCCACCUGCUCGUGGGGGACGGGGUCGCGCCCGCGCGCAAAGCAGAGGACGCGGUGCCAGAGGGCAAGCACAGGAAGACAGGUGAUUUGGCAGCCUUGGCGAACCCCUUGCAGUGCGAGCUGGCCUGCAAGGCAAUAGAAUGUGAUGAUAUCUCGGCCCUGUCGCCAACGCCAAGGAGUGUUGUGGACGAGGCAGGGCGCAGUGGAUCUUCGUUUGUGGAGUUCGUAGCCUACCUGGCCCGCUUGGCGCUUGACAGUAGGCCCAAGUUCAUCCUUGUGGAAUGUGUGGCGAAUUUAGCAAAGCUUCGAAAGGCAGUGCAGGAGCAAGGAACAGUCGUGGUCAGCGAGAAGCUGAAGAGUCUAGGCUACCAGGGCAAAUGGCAAGUCCUGAACAGCAAGCACUUUGGAGUCGCGCAGAACCGCACUCGCGCUUGGGGAAUCUUUGCCAAGUUGAGCUCAUGCUCCGCUCAGAAGGUUGAGGACGCCUGGAAGCUGAUUUCCCGUUGCCAUGUCAUGCCAGAGCCCCUUAUUAUUGUCCUGGAACGAUGCAAUGUGGCAAAAAUGGCAGGCCAGGCUGUGCAAAAGGGUGCCAAGGGUGCCAAGUCCAGCAAAUGGAAGCAAGAGCAUGAGCAGUUCAGGGAGCAGAAGCAGAUCGAGAAGCAUGAGCUUGAAGGCCUUGCGCUGCGAGAGAAGCUCUUGACAUUGAAGUUGACAGAUCGGGAGGUGGACGUGAGUUUGCUGAAGUUGGCAGUGUUCAACAGGAAGAAGCCUUUGCGUCAGCAGGCCGCAGUGGUGGGCAGCGUUGGCGACUCGAUACGGUUCCUCCAGUUCCACAGCUGUAUGGGAGAAGAGGAGCUUGCCAUGGUGAACCUCCGGGACCACUUGUCAGUCAGUGAGGCGCAGGAGCUCUGUGGGAACGCGUUCACGGGUAACAUCGUGAUUGCCGCGCUGGUGGCCAUUCUCCUGCAAAUGGACUGA
Molecule: messenger RNA, 2277 nt
Organism: Effrenium voratum
Lineage: Eukaryota; Dinophyceae; Suessiales; Symbiodiniaceae
Source: the annotation of a GenBank genome assembly